UUGUAUUUUCUGCUUUAGACUGCUGGGUAUGUUGGUGGAGAGCCUGAGUGUGCUGACAGAGACAUGCCCUCUACACAGUGACCUGUUGUCAGCUGACAGGCUGGGACUGCCCAUGUUCAGGCUGAGGCUGCUAGUGGAGCCGAGGCCACCUGCCGAGACUGGGCCAGAGUAUCACACUCUCGUCAAUCUCAUCAACCUCACUGCCAAGAGGCUUGCUUCAAAUCUUCGGAUAUCUCCACGCAACAGUGGCACACAUCUGGGGCUAGCUAGCAAGUCUGCAUCUGACGACAAGCCCAAUGAUACUACUAAAGACUCAACCUGUGUACAAAUGUUUGGGAAGGAUGACAUCUACUUUGCUGCCAAGUUGUCGACCUGCAGCCAGACUGAACUGAAGUUGGUCCUGGAGCUGACAGUCCACUAUAUGAUCUCCAACACUCUCCUGACCAUUCUGUCCGACCAAAUGGGCUUUCACCAGUCCAUCGUCUUCCUUAGAGAUCUCUCCACAGAAGCUAAAACGUUCUCAGAGUAUGCUCAGAGACUUUGCUAUGGGAGGGAAACCAACAUGCUUUGGACACCAGAGCCCAUCAACCUUGGGAACUACAAGCCUCUGACCUGGGGCCACUCUGACCGGAGUGAGAUGGAGGACUCUGUGUCUCUUGGAUGUGCACUGUUGCCUGAAGCUGACUCUGAUGAAUCUUUGACUUCUCGGAGGUCUGCUUCACCCUCAACAAGUAAUGAACAGUUCUCCAAGAAGUUGAAACUAAACACGACUAGGGGGCCGUUGAGUCUGGGACAUUUCCUCCCUUCAGGUCUCGAGUUCGAUCAAUCCUUUGAACCUAGAAGAAAGGGUAGGAAAAAUAUCAGUUUCCAACAGUCCACAACAGACGAGGAGAUCAACCCAGACUUCAUUCUCUUCUGCAAUCACAUUCUAAAGCAAAUGUUUGGUAUGCAUGGCUUCGACGAGAGGUCGUUGAGAGCUGGUUUAUGACUCUGAAAUUCAAUGCAGUCAUACGUAAAGUAAUUAACUAUUGUAUUAAAUACAGUUUAUAAGCUUAAAUUACCAUCCCAGAUUUUUAUAAAUUUAAUGUAGAUAAAGUUUCAUAUAGAAACCAAAAUAUGUAUUUUUCUAUGACAAAAAAUUAUAAUUUUGCCUCAUUUUCAUGGAUGGUCUGGUAUAUUAUGUUUUACAGUGAGUAUUUUUCUUAAAUUCGUGGUGUAAUAAAUGGUGGUCCUUUUCAACUAGUUCUGAUUUGUUCAACAUUUUUUUACUGUUUUAUUCAUUUUUAUUGUAUUUUAGCUAUUAGGAUAUUUAUAUGUGAUUUUUACAGUAAUGGUUGUCAUUUUGUUUUAAUAUACUUUCUGUCCACUGUUCAUAAAACAGUUAUGUAAAUACAUUUUUUUACAAAAGGUU
Messenger RNA from Homalodisca vitripennis (glassy-winged sharpshooter), 1411 nucleotides. RefSeq lists its product as uncharacterized. The record is from RefSeq and is a predicted model, not a curated record. Bases 29 to 988 code for a protein of 319 amino acids. The transcript is spliced from 5 exons. Lineage: Eukaryota; Metazoa; Arthropoda; Insecta; Hemiptera; Cicadellidae.